Molecule: messenger RNA, 680 nt
Organism: Eurypyga helias (sunbittern)
Lineage: Eukaryota; Metazoa; Chordata; Aves; Eurypygiformes; Eurypygidae
Product: C-type lectin domain family 12 member B-like
Exons: 5
Source: RefSeq, a predicted model, not a curated record
GACUGCCCACUUCGUCCCGCUCUUGCUGGCCAGUAGUGCUGAUUUUGUUCAUUCUGUGCCUGGCAUUGCUGAUGGCGCUGGUGACCCUGGCAGUUCGACUUUUCCAGAUUCCCAAGGACUACAGGACACAACUUAGUGACCUCAAUAUGACAAAGAAUGAGCUGCAUGGAAAUUUCUCAAAUAUGCUGCAAGCAAUAGGAAACCAGCUGUGCUUGGAAGGGGAAAAAAGCCUUAAAAAUAAUGGCCAGACCUGUGUACUCUGCCCUGCAAACUGGAAGUGGGAAGGUGGUGAUACGUGUUACUACCACUCAGAAGAAGACAAGUCGUGGGAACAGAGUCACCAGUUUUGUUCCUCACAAAACUCUACUCUUCUUCUCAUAAAAGAGACAGAAAAGCUGGAACUGGUAAAAAAAUUUCCUAGAGGAAUAUACUGGCUUGGAUUAACAUUUCAAGAUAAACAGAGAGACUGGUAUUGGGCAGACAACACAGCUCUUACAGAAGAACAGAAGUCUUGGGCAAAGCAUGUACACUCUGUCCAACACUGUGGAUAUUUCUAUUACAGUACCAUAUAUAGCAAAUCAUGUACAGCAAAGCUUUUCUAUAUCUGUGAGAAGCCUGCCAUCCAAUUACAGCGAGGUAACAACCAGGAGGACUGGUUUAUCAGACCAAAGGGUUUAUGA